This is a messenger RNA of Opisthocomus hoazin, 3837 nucleotides long. NCBI's taxonomy places the organism in Eukaryota, Metazoa, Chordata, Aves, Opisthocomiformes, Opisthocomidae. The record is from RefSeq and is a predicted model, not a curated record.
GAGAUUGUAAAUAAUAUGUACGAGACCGACCCUGAUCUCCUUGCUGGCGAAAGUGCAGAGGAGGAAACAGAGGACAGUAUUAUGUCCCCCAUUCCUGUCGGACCUCCAUCACCCUUUCCCACCAGUGAGGACUUCACUCCCAAGGAGGGCUCACCUUAUGAAGCUCCCGUCUACAUUCCUGAUGACAUUCCAAUCCCACCAGAUUUUGAACUCAGAGAAUCUUCGAUUCCAGGGGCAGGGCUAGGGAUUUGGGCCAAAAAGAAGAUUGAAGUUGGGGAGAGAUUUGGACCCUAUAUGACAGUACAGAGGAGCACAUUAAAGGAGACAAACUUUGGAUGGGAGCAAAUACUGACUGAUCCCGAGGUGACCUCCCAAGAGGGCAAUAUAAAAAAGCUUGCUGAUGACCUGGGAAAUGAGAAGUUCUGUGUCGAUGCGAGCCAGAGCGGAGCUGGGAACUGGCUGAAGUACAUCCGCGUGGCCUGUUCCUGCGAUGAACAGAAUCUAGCUGUCUGUCACGUUAACGACCAGAUCUAUUAUAAAGUUAUUAAAGAAAUUGAGCCAGGAGAAGAGCUCUUGGUGUGUUUGAAGGAAGGUGGUUAUUCACUUGGGAACAUGGCGCCCAGCAUGGAAGAAGAGCACACGUUUCGCUGCGAGGACUGUGAUGAACUGUUCCAGUCAAAGCUCGACCUGCGGCGACACAAGAAGUACGCCUGCAACGCCGUCAGCUCCCUCUACGAGACCCUGAAUGAGGAGAUCAAGCAAGAAGGUCUUGGAGAUGGACAGGUCUAUGAGUGCAAGGACUGUGAGAGGAUGUUCCCCAAUAAAUACAGCCUGGAGCAGCACAUGGUGAUCCACACCGAGGAGCGGGAGUACAAGUGCGACCAGUGUCCCAAGGCGUUCAACUGGAAAUCCAACCUGAUCCGCCACCAAAUGUCUCACGACAGCGGGAAACGGUUUGAAUGUGAAAACUGCGUCAAGGUGUUUACGGACCCCAGCAACCUCCAGCGGCACAUCCGUUCCCAGCACGUCGGGGCGCGGGCCCAUGCCUGCCCGGACUGCGGCAAAACCUUUGCCACCUCGUCUGGCCUCAAACAGCACAAGCACAUUCACAGCACUGUCAAACCUUUCAUAUGUGAGGUCUGUCACAAAUCCUACACGCAGUUCUCCAACCUCUGCCGUCACAAGCGGAUGCACGCGGACUGUCGCACCCAGAUCAAGUGCAAGGACUGCGGCCAGAUGUUCAGCACUACCUCCUCCCUCAACAAGCACCGGCGCUUCUGCGAGGGCAAGAACCAUUACAGCCCUGGUGGGAUUUUUGCCCCUGGCCUGCCCCUAACGCCCACUUCCAUGAUGGACAAAUCCAAGCCCUCUCCCAACCUCAAUCAUGCCAGCCUGGGAUUUAAUGAUUAUUUUCCAUCCCGCCCGCACCCGGGGGGUCUUCCGUUCUCACCUGCCCCCCCAGCAUUUCCUGCCCUCACUCCGGGAUUCCCAGGGAUUUUCCCACCGUCCCUAUACCCCAGGCCCCCCUUGUUACCGCCCACACAAUUACUCAAAAGUCCCCUCUCCCACACUCCAGACGCAAAGCUUCCAAGCCCCCUUGGGAACCCAGCGCUUCCGCUGAUCUCUGCGGUGAGCAAUAGCAGCCAGGCCGCUUCAGGGGAGAAGUGUGAAGGCAGCCUGGAAAACUCCUACCUGGAGAAGCUCAAAGCCAGGAACAGCGACAUGUCCGACGGCAGUGACUUUGAGGAUGUCAACACAACCACAGGCACGGAUCUGGACACCACUACUGGCACCGGGUCUGACCUGGACAGUGAUGCAGAGAGCGACAGGGACAAAACGAAAGAGAAGAGCAAACAAAUGGAGAGCAAGCCAGACUUUGUCAGCAGCUCUGUGUCUGCGAGUUCCACCAACAACACGAGUGAGAUCCCUCUCUUCUAUUCUCAGCAUUCCUUCUUUCCUCCCCCCGAGGAGCACCUGCUGCCUGCCACGGGAGCAGCCAAUGACUCUAUUAAAGCUAUCGCCUCCAUCGCGGAGAAAUACUUUGGACCUGGCUUUAUGGGGAUGCAGGAGAAAAAGAUGGGUUCGCUCCCGUAUCAUUCCAUGUUCCCUUUUCAGUUCCUCCCCAAUUUCCCCCAUUCACUCUAUCCUUUUACGGAGCGGACCCUCAAUCACAACUUGCUGGUCAAGGCAGAACCAAAGUCACCCAGGGACCUCCACAAAGUGGGCAGCACCAGCACAGAGUCGCCCUUCGAUCUCACCACGAAGCCAAAAGAGAUGAAGCCAAUCUUGCCGCCGCCGAAGGUCCUGCCAGCCCCGUCCUCAGGGGAGGAACAGCCACUGGAUCUGAGCAUUGGCAACCGCAUCCGAGCCAGUCAGAACGGAGGAAGAGAGCCACGGAAAAACCACAUUUAUGGGGAGAGGAAGCUAAUGGCGAAUGAAGUCUUACCUAAGAUUUCCCAGUCUCAGCUGCCUCAGCAGCCAUCCCUGCAUUACGCUAAGCCAUCACCCUUUUUCAUGGACCCCAUAUACAGCAGGGUGGAGAAGCGGAAGGUGACGGACCCUGUGGGUGCCCUAAAGGAGAAGUACCUGCGACCCUCCCCGCUGCUUUUUCACCCCCAGAUGUCAGCCAUAGAAACGAUGACAGAGAAACUGGAGAGUUUUGCAGCCAUGAAGGCAGACACUGGCACUUCCCUGCAGCCCCUUCCCCAUCACCCCUUCAACUUCCGAUCGCCGCCGCCCACGCUCUCCGACCCCCUCCUCCGGAUUUCUCUUUCUCCGGCCCUUCCCGAUGACGUGGUGAUCGACUGCCAGUCUGUGUCGCUGGUGGAGAUGGGCCACACCAGUGUCUCGCCGCGGCAGCUCCCCUUGCACUGGUACUGUGGGAAGAUCUUCCCGCGCUCAGCAAACCUGACCAGGCAUCUGCGGACACACACUGGAGAGCAGCCGUACAGGUGUAAAUACUGUGACAGGUCAUUCAGCAUUUCCUCCAACCUCCAGCGGCACGUUCGAAACAUCCAUAACAAGGAGAAGCCAUUCAAAUGUCACCUGUGUAACCGAUGCUUUGGGCAGCAGACCAACUUGGACCGACAUCUGAAGAAGCACGAACACGAGAACGUUCCAGUGAGCCAGCACUCCGGAGUCAUUACAAACCACCUCGGGACCAGCGCCUCUUCCCCAAACUCGGAAUCAGACAACCAUGCACUUUUAGAUGAAAAAGAGGAUUCGUAUUUCUCUGAAAUCAGAAAUUUUAUUGCUAAUAGUGAGAUGAAUCAAGCAUCAACUUUAGCAGAGAAAAGGCCAGAAAUCCCAGAUAUCGAUGGCAAUUCCCAGUGUCAUGGAUUAACAAAUGAGAAAACAGAAGAUGUGGAUGAUGAAGAUGAAGAACUGGAAGAGGAAGAUGAUGACAGCCUGACAGGGAAGUCACAGGAUGAAACGGUAUCGCCCACCGCAGAGCCCCGAGGAGCAUUUGAGGAUGAAGAAGAUGAAGAGCCCACAUCUCUCACCAUGAGCUUUGACCACACCCGAAGGUGUGUUGAGGAGGACGAAGCCGGCCUGUUAGAUUUGGAGCAGAUGCCGAAUUUUGGGAAGGGGCUGGAUCUUCGCAAAGCAGCCGAGGAAGCAUUUGAAGUUAAAGAUGUGUUUAAUUCCACCUUAGACUCUGAGACAAUAAAACAGACUCUGUACAGGCAGGCUAAAAACCAGGCUUAUGCAAUGAUGCUGUCCCUGUCCGAGAACGCUCCCCUCCACACGUCCUCCCAGAACUCGCUGGGUGCUUGGUUGGACAUGGCAGGAGCAGCUUCAGAGUCGGGGAGCUUUAACCCCAUCAACCACCUCUGA